AUGAGCCCUGAUGUGGAAGCCCAAACUGAAACUAGCUAUCAUAAAUAUAGCUAUCAGCAGGGAAAUUCACUAUAUCCAUCCUUGAGACCACUUACGUUCGGUACAAUGGUGCAGCCGGAAACUUCGACGCUUUCAGGUGAACAGAUUGUAAAGAUGUGUGAGCAGCUUGAGGAUGCUGGAAAUAUCGAACGACUUGCUACUUUUUUAUGGACUAUUACACAUCAGCCACAUGGUGAAGAUGUAACAAAUGUAAUUAGAACUCAUGAAUCUCUACUUCGAGCUCGAGCUCUGGUAUGUUUUCACAUGGGAAACUUUCAAGAGAUGUAUCGAAUUUUAGAAUCGCAUAAAUUUACAAACGGAUCGCAUAGUAAACUGCAAGCAAUGUGGCAAGAAGCUCAUUAUCAAGAAGCCGAAAAAUUACGUGGAAGGCCACUGGGACCAGUUGAUAAAUACCGAGUGAGAAAAAAGUAUCCAAUGCCCCGGACGAUUUGGGAUGGUGAACAGAAAACUCACUGUUUCAAAGAAAGAACCAGGUCAUUGUUGCGAGAAUGGUAUUUGCAAGAUCCAUACCCAAAUCCAAGCAAGAAGAAGGAAUUGGCAUCUAAAACGGGUUUGACUGCCAUGCAAGUUGGAAACUGGUUCAAAAAUCGACGUCAGCGUGAUCGUGCUGCAGCUGCUAAAAACAAGUUGGUUCAUGAAUUUUUUAAAUUUAUGUUCUUUUAA
This is a messenger RNA of Thelazia callipaeda (thelaziosis nematode), 723 nucleotides long. Lineage: Eukaryota; Metazoa; Nematoda; Chromadorea; Rhabditida; Thelaziidae. The record is from the annotation of a GenBank genome assembly.